Messenger RNA from Aegilops tauschii subsp. strangulata, 1032 nucleotides. RefSeq names its product expansin-A19-like. Gene Ontology annotation, biological process: plant-type cell wall organization. The record is from RefSeq and is a predicted model, not a curated record. Gene Ontology annotation, cellular component: extracellular region. NCBI's taxonomy places the organism in Eukaryota, Viridiplantae, Streptophyta, Magnoliopsida, Poales, Poaceae.
CUAGCUAGCUGCGAGAGAAGCUCAAUCAUCUCUCCAUAUUUCUGGGACUCUCGAGCAGAAAGAUGGCAGCUGGGAUGCGCUUCCUGCAGCUGUUCACCGUCGUUCUCCCGUUCUGCUUCACGCCGGCCAAUUCCAACUGGAUCCCGGCCACGGCCACAUUCUACGGCGGCGCCGACGGCUCCGACACAAUGGGUGGCGCGUGUGGGUACGAGAACCUGUACGUUGCGGGGUACGGGAUCAACAACGUGGCGCUGAGCACGGCGCUGUUCAAUGACGGUGCAUCGUGCGGGCAGUGCUACGUCAUCAUCUGCGACACCAGCAAGUCGGAUAUGUGCAAGCCCGGCACGUCCAUCACCGUGUCCGCCACCAACUUCUGCCCUCCCAACUGGGAUCUCCCCAGCGACAACGGCGGGUGGUGCAACCCACCCCGCCAUCACUUCGACAUGUCGCAGCCUGCCUGGGAGAACAUCGGCAUCUACCGUGCCGGCAUCAUCCCGGUCUUCUACCAGCAGGUCAAGUGCUGGAGGCAGGGCGGCGUGCGGUUCACCAUCAACGGCUUCAACUACUUCGAGCUGGUGCUCGUGGCCAACAUUGGCGGGAGCGGGUCGAUCAAGAGCAUGUCGGUGAAAGGGACCAACACCGCAUGGAUCCCCAUGUUCAGGAACUGGGGCGCCAACUGGCACUGCCUCUCGGGGCUAGUUGGGCAGGCGCUCAGCUUCGCCAUCACCUCCACCGGUGGCCAAUACCUCGUCUUUCAAGACGUCGUGCCGGCCUGGUGGCAGUUCGGGCAAACCUUCACCACCUGGCGUCAGUUCGACUAUUAGAACAAACACUAUAGUAUUAUCAACUCAUUUCCAGACAUAUAUGCACACUACUAGUAUUGUCGAAGAGGUGACGAUGUACAUGUAAUUUCUUAUCUGUACCUAUGAUUGUUUCUUUGAUUUAUUUUGAUUAACUGUUCAGUCCUGAUCGAGUGGCAAUACACUAAAGAGUGAAGACUGAACCGUAAAAAUAUGCAACCCCACAUGUUCA